Stomoxys calcitrans (stable fly) is the source of this 2761-nucleotide messenger RNA. Its product is annotated as CAR1 transcription factor. The transcript is spliced from 3 exons. Bases 636 to 1448 code for a protein of 270 amino acids. Gene Ontology annotation, biological process: regulation of lipid biosynthetic process. NCBI's taxonomy places the organism in Eukaryota, Metazoa, Arthropoda, Insecta, Diptera, Muscidae. Gene Ontology annotation, cellular component: cytosol. The record is from RefSeq and is a predicted model, not a curated record.
CGUCAUUUUGCGUUUAUACCUACUGCCGUAAGUGGACUGUCGGAAAAAUUUUUGGAGCAUUUGAUUCGAUUCGAUCUGAUCUUCUUAAUUAAUCGGUAAAAUAAUAAAAGAACGGAAAAAACGUCGCUUUACUAGUAAAAAAACGCAGAGUAAAACUUACCUUGAAAAACAUAUCAAAAAUUCGUUCUGAAUUCGGAAGAAAAAACACGGACACGACACCACAAUACACGUAACGGCGAGUGGGGCGUUGGAUAGUGGAUAACAAAUAAAUCUCAAACAUCAUCGCUCUCCAUCUACACAGUACCUCUGUUUUGUUAAUGGAUAUUAAUACACACCCCAGCAAGCAAUUAUAAGAAAAAUAUUUCGUAAUUCGUAAGACCAGAAACAAAUUCACGAAAUUAAAUAAAAAAGAAAAGAAUCACCUUAAAAAAGUGAAAGUGAAAAAUUGCAAGAAUUUUGCUUUAACAUAAAUAAAUGAACAAAAGUCAGUAGGACAGAAAAAGGCGGAAAACUGAGACUGACCUCAAAACAGGUGCCUAGAGAAAAAAAAUUGUAAAAAGUUUUUCAUUAUUUCAAAAUAACUAAAAACUAAACACCAUCGAAGCAGCUACACCAACAGCAGCAGCAGCUGAAAAAUGAGUGGAUACACAGAAAGCACACGAAACUGUUUGCGCCGCAUAGCCCGUCAUGAUGAACUGCAAUUUUCCAAAGACAGCAUUGUCAAUGUUAUGGAGAAGUUUGUGAAGACGGUUAAUGUCAUGGAUGAUACAAUAUUAGUUCCGUGCAGGCUCAUGGACCGACAGGUGGGUGAUAGUACUGAUAUUAUACCAACUCCUGGCAAAAAUGUGACCUCCAAUCAACACACAAUGUUACCAACCACCAAUGGCAAACGCAAUACUGUCAAUUCUAAAAAUGUUCACGAGUUCCUCCACUCUUCGGAGCUCUCCAAUCUCUACAAUGUACUGAAUGCCUUGAAAAAUGACCUCUUGUGGACUGGCAAAGAUGAAUCCGAAGAUUUGGACGAACAACCCAAGAGUUGUUUGGAUAACAGCGAAGCUAAGACUGAAAUCAUUUGCACCGCCUCAGCAAACAACAAUAACAGCAGCAGCAACAGCAACACAAUGACAUCAUCGAAGGGACAUGUCAGACGUCCCUCCACCGCCUCAAUGGCCUCGAUUGCCUCCGUAAGUCAGCUGAGUGAUUCUGAAAGUGAUAUAUCCAAUGAAAAUGACUCAGGCGUUGAGUCGGAGAGCAAUAAAAAUGGCAGCAGCAGCAGCGAAGAUGGCGAUGUGCACAAUAAGAAACCAGCCAAUGUUGACAAAGCCACCGAAUUGGCCAAACGUUGCCGGAGACAUUUGAAUGGCUUGUAUCAGUGUCUCGAACAAAUGACAGAAGCAGCCAACUACUUGACUGCUCGAUACCAAAGUGAUAUUGGUGGCCCCGUAUAGGGCUGUGCAACGUUGUAGGAAUAGUAGUUAGUCCAUAAUAGAAACUAACUAUGAUGCUAUGCUAAUCAUACAAAAAGCGGGGUUCGGGAAUACUACUUCGCCAACAAAAUACUGGGGGUUCAUGGUACUAGUUUAGUUUAACAAAACAGUUUGUUUUAGUAGGUCUUAAUCCAAUGUGUGGUACAUUUGAAAAAUGCAUGCUAAAAACACGUGAAUUAAACAAACAGAAAAUAAAACCACAAGAAAACACAAACACACACACUCAAACACACACACACAUACACACAUAUACACCAACACACAUACGAAAAUGGAUAUUAAUAUCUAGCAUAAGAAGUAUCAUUAAAUAUGUCAUAGGUAGUCUAAAAUGAUGGGGUGAAGAAGGAACAACUAAAUUGUAAUUUUCUGUUUUGAGAAACCCUACAACAGCAUCAGGACAGCAGGCUACAUUCACUUCGUGGGUGAAGUGAAGAGGCUAGCUAAAAAAAAACAGUAAAAAAUGCAAAAGAAUUGAAGGGAAGAAAAAAAAACAAAUUAUGGAAAAAAUCUAAAACAAGCCCAAGCCCCCGUUAAGGAUGAUAACCGCGUGAAUGAGAAAAAAACAAGAAAAACGCAACUAGGCUUGGGCUAGUGGAAAUGGAACUGUUUGUUUGUUAGUCCACCAACUAGGGGACACGGUAAUGGAAAAUAUGGGUUUUUUUGUGUGUGUUUUAACCGUGUCGUCUUUCAAAUAUUCAGUUCAGUUUUAUUUUCCCACUCAAAACUCAAGCUACACAAUAGAGACUGAAUAGGUUUGUAUGUGAUGAUGGUAUUUCCUCUCUACAAACUCCGAGUGUACAGAUAUCAAUUUUUAUCUUCAAUUGGCCUUUUCAUGCUUUCGCACACACACACACACACACACACAUGAUGAAAACGGUAGUCUUUAAUCAAAUCUCUAGCAUUCCUCACUUCUUUCCGUUGAUAUUUAGUUUUGAUGUUUUCUUUUGCUCUCAAUUGUGAAACCUCAAAAAUCUCAUAUUGACAACAUUGAUUCAAGCUGUUUUGGGUUUGUGGGUUUGUUUUUUUGAUUAUCACAGAUUUGAUGUUUAGUAGAGCAACGCAACAAAAACAAAAAUAGAUAAUUUGAAUUAUUGGUGAUGAAACACCAAACAUUGAAAUCAAAAACACCUUUUCAAGUCAAUUUGGAUUCAAAAAGACACUCUCAAAAGCACCUCCACCAUCACCUCAAACCAAACAACCAACCACUCUUGUUAUUGUUGAAGAAUUAAAAAUGAUAAAUGAUUGAGAAUAGAAAUGUGAUUUUCCAAAUGUUA